Temnothorax curvispinosus is the source of this 1924-nucleotide messenger RNA. RefSeq lists its product as uncharacterized. The coding region runs from base 123 to 1817 and encodes 564 amino acids. The transcript has 9 exons. The record is from RefSeq and is a predicted model, not a curated record. Lineage: Eukaryota; Metazoa; Arthropoda; Insecta; Hymenoptera; Formicidae.
GGACAAAAGGGGUUCAUAUACGUUACGAUCACACAAGGGAGAACAACACGCUGUUUACGAGCACUGUCAACUGGGAUCAACUGGGAUUAAACGACAAGAAAAUUGACCGGAACGGAAUCAUUAUGAACGAGGAUGCAGAUAAUUUUGCGUGGACUCGCCAGCUCGAGUGUCCGUCGACAAUAUACAAUGAUUCAGUAAAGAAAAAAUUGUGCAAGGGAGUAUUGGAGUUGUUAUGGGAGGACAUUUCCAAUUCUGUGUUUCCUGCGGCCCAAGCCUGUAAAAUAAGAAAGAACAUUUUACUGUACAAACUGAAGCAUGGGUUGAACGACUCUGCAAUUUCAUCUAUGAGAGAGUUGAAUCAACUGAGAUCUAAAAGCAGCACAUUGAAACAACAGAUAUCUGCGCUGGAAGAAGAAUACGAAGAACAGGACUAUACUGUCAGGCAAAAAAUGCAACGAUUGAAGGAUAUAAAGACCAAGUGUUCGGUAACCAGUACGAGGAAGGAUUUUCUCAAAUUAAAACACAGCGAAACCAGCAAGCAACUGAAAGAUUGCGGCGACAUGAGACGAGUGUGCCAGCAUUUAAUGCCAAACACCUCUAUGGACAUAGAUCAACAGAAAUUAAGGGAGAAUCUACAUAUGAUAACAGAUCUGCGUCGUUCAGCCAUAGAUAAGAAACAGAUAUGGACAAAGGUAUCGAGCUCUCUCAGUGGUAUUGGCGUACACCCGCUGUGGACACACUUGUAUCAAACGCUGUCGCAAGAUUUAGACACAUUAAUGAAAUUGGAGACCAAAAGUGACUUGGGCAGUUCGAGUGUAGUGGGCGAAAAUAUAGAUAUUGGUAUCGCAAGAGCUUGCGGUCAAUACAUAUGCAAUAUUUCGAAAGGCAUAUCGUCUAAUAUUAGAGCUAACAUGUACCAACAACGCUUAGUGGAAUUCAUUGAUCUAAUAGAGUCGUUAGCCCAUGAAGAUGUGAACGCGUGGUUAGCUCUGAAAUUGGAGGUGAGAAAGUUAGAAGCCGAACAGUCGUAUCGGCAAAACGAAGUUCAGAAGUUGAAGAACACUAUCCAGGAAAAUUCCUUGCUCAAUCUCGACAUAGCUCGAUUAACGUCCGACAUAGAGACGAUUGACGCACAGAUGGAUAAAUAUAUAAAAGACAUUCAGCGAUCUAUAGCAGUUUUAAACUCUACGCCGACGCUCAUAUUUAAAGAGAAAGAGAAGCUGCAUCACGAAUUGCAGAAAAUAAUGGCGUUACAGGUCGACAAUUACGACGCGAAAUGCGUGAAGAAUGCGUUGGACAUCGAACUGGAUAUGUUUUAUAAUAUCUUGGAUCUCAAUGCUUUACGAAAAGUAAUGUUGAAGGGAGAUGUGGGACUAUACAGACACGCAAUCUGUGGCCUCGACAAAGUCUUCAUCACCUCAGUCAAUCCGCAGUGCUCGAGGAUCAAGCCUUACUUCCCAAUAAUACAAAUACCGAUAUACUCCCUCAUAGAAUGCUAUAAAAAUGCAAUUACCAAUAUAGUUUACACGAAACUGCACUGUUCGUCGUCAACUGAGGAGAUUGAGUGCGCAGAUAAGUUAAUGCCGUCACGAGAAAAGUGUAAUUACAAUAGUUUGGAGCUGCUGAAUCUCGCCACAGUCGUUUGCGAUCAGGCGCGCGAGGAGAUCAAGCGCUUUGACGCCGUCCUGAGUGCUUGGGCGAACCAAGAUGUACAAGAAGCAAUGGCACUCGACGAAACGACCGUGGAUGGUGUAUCCUUUAAGGAUUGGUUGCAGCGUUACAAUUUAUUAUUAUACAUGAUACAAAAUAGCAAGUGAUCUAUAUAUUGUAGUCUGUCGCCGUUCAUUUAUAUUAUAUUGUUACGUGUUCAAAGAAUUAGAAAUUUAAUUCGACAAAUAAAUUUUGCAGAUUCUGAAAAAAUAUU